AACAGACAGAAUACUAUUCCCAACCAACAUCUCAGUCAUCUCUAGCACUUCACAAUGACGAGUGAGCUGAAGAUCUCCGCGGAAGAGCCAAAUUGGUCGGCUUUGCCGCUUGAGCUUUUGAAUACGAUUGGCUGCCGUUCAACCAAGCUGAAGGAUUUCAUCCGAUUUCGGGCAGUUUGCAAGCGCUGGAGACAGGCUCUCGCUUCGUCGAGAUUCAGGCAAUCUAUCCCUUGGCUUAUGCUUCCCUAUUGCCGCAACAACAGCCCUUAUGCCGCAUCAGCCAGGGUUGGGUGUACUACAAGUACCGAUUGCUGUAGGUGUUUCUACGAUGUCGAGGAGCAACAAUUUCACCACAUUGAGUCACCUCAGGGUUUGAACAAAACCUGUCGUGGCUCCGAUUUCGGGUGGGUGUUCAUGAUGGAAAGUUCGCCAUCAUUGUCAUUACUCAACCCUAUCACGAAUGAUAACAUCUCUCUGCCCCCAAUCACCGCUUUCCCUGAUGUGUUGGAGUUUCGCCCCGAGCAUGUCGGGAUAGAAUACUUGCAUCUAGAUUGCCAAGGGUUGCGAGUAGCAGAGGGGAAGAAGAGAAUUGAGCGUCACUAUAUAUCCAAGGUUUCCUUUUCGACUGAACCCACCAUGAAGGAAUGUGUUGUGAUGGUCAUCCGCACGGGUCGUAAUUAUACCCUAGCGUUUUGCAAGCCUUAUGAAGACCAGAAAUGGACGGUGAUUCCUCCUGGGGACGACCGUGAUCUACCAAAAUUGAAUGCUUUCACGGAUGUUGUGUUUUGGAAAGGUCAAUUUUAUGCCCUUGUUCAAGAUGGGAGAGUCUAUGUUUGUGAUCUUUCUCUCCAAGAUUGUCCAAGGCUGUCGUUGUUUAUUGAUGCUCCUCAGGCCAAUGCUUACCAUAACUACUUAGUAAUAAGUCCCACCAAUGAUGAGUUGAUGAUGGUGACUAGGUAUCUAAGGUUUCCAGAAGAAGAAGACCACGAUGAUUGUGAUGAUGAUGACGACGAUGGUGGCAUUGAUAUAGAUGAUGAGUUGAGCAAUGAUGAUUAUGACGACGACCAUGAUGAGUAUGAUGAUGGUGACAAUGAAGUUGAUGAUUAUUGUAGUGAUAGUGAGUCCGAUGACGAAAAUUAUGAUCAUAUUCAGUUGGCCGAUCGUUAUAGAAAGAGAGCAGUGUUUACUGGUGAAUUUAAAGUUUUCAAGGUACAUGAAGAUAGAAGGAGAUGGGAUGAGGUUGGAAGUAUUGGAGAUUUUGCUCUUUUUUUGGGCUACAACACUGCUACUUGGAUUUCCAUCAAAGACCACCCUCAAAUUACUCGUGAUUCUAUUUAUUUCACAGACGAUCUGAAUCAUAGAGAUGAAGUUGCUGACAUGGGUGUUUACAACCUCAGGACUCAAACCAUUAAUCAAUUAUACUCUACUGCCUCGGUUCAUGAAAACCCUUACCUCAUUUCCCCAUUACCUGUAUGGAUCUUACCUUCCAACCAUUAAACCCGCAUGGCCAACAACAAUGAAGGAGAAGGAGUUCC
Molecule: messenger RNA, 1535 nt
Organism: Linum trigynum
Lineage: Eukaryota; Viridiplantae; Streptophyta; Magnoliopsida; Malpighiales; Linaceae
Source: the annotation of a GenBank genome assembly